Radiomyces spectabilis is the source of this 2295-nucleotide messenger RNA. RefSeq names its product Dbl homology domain-containing protein. The transcript is spliced from 5 exons. The coding region runs from base 178 to 2172 and encodes 664 amino acids. The record is from RefSeq and is a predicted model, not a curated record. Gene Ontology annotation, molecular function: guanyl-nucleotide exchange factor activity. Gene Ontology annotation, biological process: intracellular signal transduction. NCBI's taxonomy places the organism in Eukaryota, Fungi, Mucoromycota, Mucoromycetes, Mucorales, Radiomycetaceae.
CAAGGAUCUUUUUCCAAACGCACGCCCUCAUAUUUAAAACGCCGCCAUCGAAAUUUUCUUCCUUUUUUGAAACGGCGCCACUGCCGAAAGAGCUAGAGAAAGCAUCCAAGGGUUACAAAAUUUUGACAGAAACAUUCUACAAUAUUCCUUCUCGCUCUUCCCACCUAUUUCUCCUCCAUGCUGAAAACAAAACACAAGCAUAAGGAUAAGGGAAAAGUAGAACCUGCGCCUUUAAGCAUCGAUACGUGUUUGACGUAUGGGUGCGGUGCCGGUGCUUCCUAUGAACACCAAACGCAUUUGUCCGACAGGAUUGCUCCUCCGUCUCCAGCACUUUCCGAUACGUCCAAACCUUUCGACGAGAGCAGUAGCUUAACGACGUCCACGAUGAAUUCUAUUCAAAGUUCUGGCGAAUCAGCCGCACGAGAUCGUAGCAGCAAAUCGUCAUGGAGCUCUCUUUUACAGCCCUGUGAUAAACCCAAGCAAAAGAAACCGUCGUCAUCCGCCGAAUCAAAAAGUCACCAGUUGAUCAGCCCCACAUCCAUCCAUGAUUCCGAUCGUUCUGAUGACUCCUCAUUUGCCUCUACUACAUCUGAUGGACCUCAGGUUCCGUCUUCACAUAGCAAGAAGACGCAAUCUUCUUUCUUUCGACGACGUUGGCCUGUGCAUAUUAAGCGACAAUCGACAUCAUCACCUCUGGAAGGUCUUGGAUCCGACACUCUCACUUACAUGGCCACACUUCCCCCUCAUUUUACUAGCAAUGUUCCGUACGAUGGCAACCUUUUGUAUGGACCCAGACUUCCUACGAAAACCAGCGAAGCUUCGUCUGAGACAGAUACAUCUCAGAUCAAUGCAGGGGAAGUUUCUCCCACUAGCACUGAUGAAACCCCACCUUCGUCAUCCGCCAGCCGAUCGUCAUCCACCAGCCGGUCGUCCUCAAUUGAUCACGUAACCUCGAUUUUCAAUGAGGCUUCUUCCGAAUCCCAUGUACAGGUUGCUACUACCGAUGAUAUCCCAUCAAAGAAGAACUUGGCUCCGUUGUCGCGUCCUGGUUUGAUUCGACGACGGUCAAGCUGUCCCGGCGGUAUCUGUCGCAAAACCUCCUCUCCAGCACGUUUGUCUCCUGGUGAGACAUUGGAUGCUGCUCAUGCUCAGAAACGCAAUCAGUCUCGGCCGUGUAGCCUAUUGCAGAAGAAGCAUUCACGACGUAGUUUUGCUGACCGAAUGAAGACUCGAUCUAUCACUGGCGAGUCGGAUCUCUCCUUCACCCUUACGAGUGCCACGUCGAAUGAGGACAAAAAACUGGGGAUCAGCGAUGUCGUGGAUCCCAUAUCCAGACGUCCUCUCUUGAGAUUUUCGUCAAUGAAGCCCCGAUCUGGUCACCAGCGACGUCGUACUUCUACGAAACGCGAAAUCAAGGCUCUCAAAGUCUGGCAUGAGGCUCUUGAAGAUUCUCUCAAGCAACAGCACCCACCAUCGUCCGGUUUGGAUUACGAAACUAUGGCUCCCGAGAAAAGAGACAAGGUUGCCUUGACACGCAAAUUCAUUCUUCGUGAGCUCUACACUACAGAAGUGACGUUCUGGAAUCAGUUAUACUAUGCCAAAGUCAUCUUCCACGAUCUUUUGAUACGUGCGAUCGAACAAAAUAGCCCGUUUGCAAGGCCAGAGGAUGUGGAGUAUUUUUCCAACUUGUGGGACUUGAUGGAAUUUUCCUCCAGCUUCAUACAACGGCUACGUUUAAACGUUCAAUAUGAACCAAAGCUCCUGAAUCCAACGACAUCCCCCUUUGAACCGCCCGAGAUCGAUAUCAAGUCUGUAAAGUGUCCGUCCGAUGUCCUUGUCGGUCAAGCUCUAUGCGACUUAGCUGAAGAUCUUGUCGUCUUCCUACGAUGCGCUAUUGAUUACAAGACGAAUCGCAAGAUGCUGGACACCAAAACAAGUGGUAAUAAACUGUACAUGGCAUGGCGCGAUAAAUUAAUGUCGCGUAAAGAAACCCGACAAUUCACCAUGUCCGACUACCUCAUUAUUCCCAUUCAACGUGUUGCCCGCUAUGGUCUGCUGUUAGCAGAUCUCCUAAAGCAUACAGAGCCUACCCAUCCAGAUUAUUACGAAAUUUACAAAGCCCAUAAGCUGGUCACCAGUCUGGCCACGGCCAUGAACUACGCCCAAAAAUAAUCAUUUCAUUUGACCUUAAUUCCCCAUCUAUCAUAAGUAAUUUAAUGUAUUUUACCUACCAAUAUCAAAUAUCUAGAUAAUUUUUACAACCUACAUUUAGUCGUAAUAAAAGGUCUUCGCAAU